GGCCGGUGGCCUGGGACGCGCGGGCGGGCGAGGGGGCGGGAUGGCGCGGCUCCGGGGCCGGUAACACGGUGGCCGGCACCGCAGGAAAGCCAUGGCCCGGCGGCGGCGCCGUGCCUGCAUCGCUCUCUUCCUGGUGCUGCUCUUCGCCUUCGGCACGCUCAUGGGGCUGCGCACGCUCAAGGCCCCGGAUGGGUUGCCCGCGCUGGGUCCGGGUCCGGAGCUAGCGCCCUUCGAGCGGCGUCCGGAAGGGAAUCCCGCGCCCGCCCGCGCCCCGGCCGCCCCCGCCGCGCCGCCGCCACCGCCGCUGCCGCGCACCGCCGCUCCCCGCACAUCGCUGGGCCCCGCCAAGGCUGAUCCCGCGCCCCGGCAGAACAUGCACGUCUACUCCGACCUGCACGCCUUCUACUAUUCGUGGUACGGGAGUCCGCGGCGCGAGGGUCACUAUGUUCACUGGGACCAUGUCAUGGUGCCGCACUGGGACCCCAAGAUCUCGGCCAGCUACCCGCGUGGCCGCCACAGCCCUCCAGACGACUUGGGAUCCAGCUUCUACCCGGAGCUGGGGCCUUACAGCUCCCGGGACCCCGAUGUGCUACGGGAGCACAUGACCCAGCUCAAAGAAGCCGCAAUCGGAGUCUUGGUUCUUUCCUGGUACCCACCUGGCAUGGCUGAUGAUAAUGGGGAACCCUCAGACGAUCUGGUACCUGCCAUUCUGGACACUGCCCAGCAGUACAACAUCCAGGUGGCCUUCCAUAUCCAACCCUACAAGGGCCGGGAUGACAUCACUGUCCACGACAACAUCAAGUACAUCAUUGACACAUAUGGCUCCCAUGGUGCAUUUUACCGUUAUAGGAACAGCAUGGGCAAGAGCCUCCCACUCUUUUAUAUCUACGACUCAUAUCUGACGUCCCCUGAGGCCUGGGCCCACCUCCUGACACAAAAUGGGCCCCACUCCAUCCGCAACACUCCCUAUGACGGGGUCUUUAUAGCGCUGCUGGUGGAGGAGGGCCACACCCAUGACAUCCUCGCAGCAGGGUUCGAUGGAAUGUACACCUACUUUGCCUCCAAUGGCUUCUCCUUUGGCUCCUCCCAUCAGAACUGGAAAGCUGUGAAGAAUUUCUGUGAUACCAACAAUCUGAUGUUCAUUCCUAGCGUGGGGCCUGGGUACAUCGACACCAGCAUCCGGCCCUGGAACAACCACAAUACUCGAAACAGGGUCAAUGGCAAGUACUAUGAGACAGCCCUGCAGGCGGCCCUCACUGUGAGGCCAGAGAUCGUCUCCAUCACUUCUUUCAAUGAGUGGCAUGAGGGCACACAGAUCGAGAAGGCUGUUCCCAAGAAGACGCCAACUCGCCUCUAUUUGGACUACCUGCCUCACCAGCCCAGCCUGUACUUAGAGCUGACCCGCCGUUGGGCAGAACACUUCAUCAAGGAAAAGGAGCAGUGGCUGAUGUGAGGGGCUACCACUCAAACAUUAGGUCACCAAGCUGGUUCAGCUGAGGAUAUAGGCACACACUAGUCCCAAGUAGCGAUUGGGUGCUUGUGGGUGGGUGGGCCGGCUAGCACAUGCAGAACACAGCCUGGCCCUGGGACUGACUGGGAAGCAAGGCUUGAUGAAGGUGGCUGGCAGGAGGCUGGACAGAGCUCAGGGCAGUUCCACAUCCUUUAGCUUUCAGCUGUGGCAGGUUGUAUAGGGGAGUUGCCAGCCACUGUGCUUAAAAGGUCUCAGGGUUCUGAGCUAGUAUGCACCUUAUUUCCUUUGGACAGCCUACAUCUCCUCAGGCACCUUCCCACAUCUUGCUCAAUACAGGGAACGGUAUCUGACACUU
Molecule: messenger RNA, 1826 nt
Organism: Phodopus roborovskii (desert hamster)
Lineage: Eukaryota; Metazoa; Chordata; Mammalia; Rodentia; Cricetidae
Gene: Maneal
Product: mannosidase endo-alpha like
Exons: 4
Coding region: 92-1453 (453 amino acids)
Cellular component (GO): Golgi apparatus
Molecular function (GO): alpha-mannosidase activity
Source: RefSeq, a predicted model, not a curated record